UGUUUACGGUGGGAGAGAGGGUAAAGGGGUAAACGUCUGGGACAGCUGGGAGGAAAGGUGGGUAGAGAAGCGAGUGAGGAGACUUCGUGUUGGCGCCUCAUCCUUCUGAGUCCGGGGUCCACGGAGCUUGGCGCUGGCGGGGAAGCCUGGCAAUUCCGCCUUACUUCGCUCUGUAUGAGGGAAACCCCUCAGAGGGUAGCUUCCUUUCUAAUUUUUGUCAUAUUCUUUCGCCUCUGAAAGUUCUCAUCCCUGGGAGAAAAAAGUCACUCCUGAAAUGUUAGCUUCCAUGAAGAGGCUAAGGUAUUCAGUUAGUCGGUGGUACCUUGGGACCCUGGAUAGAAAUUAAAAUUACCACUGAUGUUUGUAAAAUAUUGUUUAUCGUCAUACUGUGUGACAGAUUGUGACUUAAAAAAAUUUUUACUGAUGGGAUCACAGUCUGGGUAGGAUGCCGCAGUAAGAAUGGGCCAGAUGGUUUCAUGUGAUUAUUGGUUAGCUUUUGCUUAAGUACUUAUUUUAUAUUAAAAGGCGUUUGGUUUGACGUUCUUCCCGUUUUCUUAGAUUUUAAGCAACCUUAAACUAGUAUGACUGGAGUCAAUGAUUUAGAUUAAACUAUUUUUGAGUGUUUUGAAUCCUGAAAGAAACUUAUCAAAAUUGUGUGUAUAUAUGGACUUAACUAAAAAAUCUACAGCCAUAACCACGUGGGAUUUAGCAGACACAUAAGAGGAAGGAGUUAAUUUCUGUCUCUUGCUACAGUUCCUUAUUAAGAGGGUGGUUCUGGCCUAAGCCACCUACAUAGGUUUUUACUGAUGAUACACAGUGAAUGUGUGAAACUCACAAGGAAUACGUGUUAGGUGAUUCAGUUUGUGUAAGAUGUAUUUCUUUUCCAGAAUGUAGACUGUGUGCCAUAUGGCUAGUACCCUGGGGAUGAAGAUUAAAAAAACUGAAGGGGAUUGAAUAUCCUGUGACGCAUUUGAAAAAGGCUUAAGGGACUUCGUUACAAGAGCUUAUGAUUUAUGUUCUUUGUUUACUUGGGAACGAUCCAUGAAUUUUUUGAAGUUACAGGAGAAGAAUGGCACUUGUUAUUUGAUGAACUUCAUUUACUUCCCUGAGUCACUUCAACUAUGGCUUUUUUUCUUUUUAAUUAUAGCAUGAUAGUUUGAUUUAAUAAUACCUAAUAUGUUUAGUUUGUAAUUAUCUUAUUUUUAUUUAUUUUGCUGAUUCUGUGUUUUAGUUUUAAAUUUGAGUUUUCACAUGGGUGAGAUACUUUGUGAAUAGAAAAGCGUAUCUACUGGAGUCUUCAGGCAACCAUUUAUUUACAGGUCAGAACCAUGUUUUUAUGAAAUUAAGGGAAAGCAGUGAUGAAUUCCAUAGAAGUCUUACUCUAACAAUUAGUUAUGUAACUUAAACAUCUUAAAAUAAUAAAUUUCACGAUUCCUGAUCUGAAAAUAAAGCUGAUUAUCCUAAGGCAUAUGUGACUGUGAAAAAUAGUAUUAUUUAUAUACGUGUUUUGGAUCACAGUGAGUUUUAGUCUAUUCUACAUCAUUCUUGGCACCCUUACUUUUUAAAACAAUUUUUAAAAAUUUAUUUAUUUAUUUUUGGCUGCGUUGGGUCUUCAUUGCUGCGUGUGGGCUUUCUCUAGUUGCGGCGAGCGAGGGCUACUCUUCCUUGUGGUGCGUGGGCUUCUCAUUGUCAUGGCUUCUCUUGUUGCGGAGCAUGGGCUCUGUGCACGCAGGCUUCAGUAGUUGUGGCGCAUGGGCUCAGUAGUUGUGGCUCACGGGCUCUAGAGCACAGGCUCAGUAGUUGUGGUGCUCGGGCUUAGCUGCUCCGUGGCAUGUGGGAUCUUCCUGGACCAGGGCUUGAACCCGUGUCCCCUGCAUUGGCAGGCGGAUUCUUAACCACUACACCACCAGGGAAGCCCCGGCACCCUUACUUUUAACUGGUAGAAAAUGGAUGAAAAUCAAGAAACUGAUUCAAAAGGUAGUGAAGAAUAUGAAGAUGACUUUGAAAAGGACCUGGAAUGGUUGAUUAAUGAAAAAGAAGAAAAUGGUGCCAGCGUAAUAGAGAAGGUUUGUGGGAAUGAAGAGAAUAUUAACCAAGGCUUAAAAGAGAAUGAAACAGAAAUAGAACAUUCCAAGCAGCUUUCUGAUUCUGACAGAUCUUUCAAGGAUGAGGUUUCAUCAAUAAGAAAUGACUUCAUUUCUGUACCGAGUAUUCAACCUUUGGAUCCCAUAUCAGAUUCAGACAGUGAAAACUCUUUACAGGAAUCCAAACUAGAAAGCCAGCAAGACCUGGAGGAGGAAGAGGAUGAGGAAGUAAGGAGAUAUAUUAUGGAGAAAAUUAUACAAGCCAACAAGCUUCUACAAAAUCAAGAACCUGUGAAUGAUAAAAGGGAAAGAAAACUUAAAUUCAAAGACAAAUUAGUUGAUUUGGAAGUUCCUCCUCUGGAAGACACUGAUACUUACAAAAAUUAUCUUGAAAAUGAAAGUAAUGUGUCUGGAAAACUGUCUCAGUUAUGUAUUUCCAAUGAAUUUGCACAAGAAAAUGUGCUCCUGUCGCCUACUGAUGGAAAUUCUGAAGAAAACAAGGAUAGGAAAAUACUAGUAGAGAGAGAUGGAAAGUUUGAACUUCUGAAUUUACAAGACAUUGAGAGUCAGGGGUUUUUGCCCCCCAUUAAUAAUGCUAAUUAUACAGAAAAUGAGCCUCAGCAGUUGUCACCCAGAUCUCCCAAUUUAUCUGUCAGUGGAGUCAAGAAAGAAGAGCCAAUAGCAAAAAUUCAUGCUCUGGCUCACUCAUCAACAGAAGAGCAACUGGCUUAUAUCCCUCAGCCACCACCCAACCCCAAGACUCAUCCAGGUUCUGCUGCCAACUCAGAUCGAAGUAAGGGGAAUGGAAAAUCUAGUCAUAGGACACGGUCUGCAGAUGUAUCUCCAGUGACCUCAACAUACUGUCUCUCUCCUCAACAGAAAGAACUGCAAAAACGACUAGAACAAAAGAGAGAAAAGCUAAAGAGAGAGGAGGAACAAAGGAAAAUAGAAGAAGAGAAAGAAAAGAAAAAAGAGAAUGACAUGGUGUUUAAAGCAUGGUUGCAAAAGAAGAGAGAGCAGGUCCUAGAAAUGAGGAGAAUUCAGCGAGCAAAGCAAAUUGAAGACAUGAACAGUAGACAGGAAAACAGAGAUCCACAGCAAGCUUUUCGAUUAUGGCUUAAAAAAAAGCACGAAGAACAGUUGAAAGAAAGAAAGAUAGAAGAACUGCGAAAGCAAGAGGAAUGCUUAUUCUUCUUUAAAGGAACAGAAGGCCGUGAAAGGGCCUUUAAACAAUGGCUAAGAAGGAAACGGAUAGAAAAACUAGCAGAGCAGCAAGCUGUCAAAGAAAGAACUAGACAGCUCCGACUGGAAGCAAAGCAUUCUAAACAGUUACAGUACCACCUAUAUAAUAUGUCAGAAGCCAAAUCUUUUCGUUUUACUGAUCAUUACAGCUGAAGGUAUCUAUUAAAUACUUCAUUUGGAA
This is a messenger RNA of Orcinus orca (killer whale), 3507 nucleotides long. RefSeq names its product coiled-coil domain containing 181 (gene CCDC181). The record is from RefSeq and is a predicted model, not a curated record. The transcript has 6 exons. NCBI's taxonomy places the organism in Eukaryota, Metazoa, Chordata, Mammalia, Artiodactyla, Delphinidae. Gene Ontology annotation, molecular function: microtubule binding. Bases 1947 to 3479 code for a protein of 510 amino acids.